Molecule: messenger RNA, 3433 nt
Organism: Fundulus heteroclitus (mummichog)
Lineage: Eukaryota; Metazoa; Chordata; Actinopteri; Cyprinodontiformes; Fundulidae
Product: inner centromere protein-like
Exons: 3
Coding region: 716-2590 (624 amino acids)
Source: RefSeq, a predicted model, not a curated record
GUGAAAGACCGGCGCGCUGAGGUGGGUUUGAUGGUUAUGUUUUGGGUAACACCUUUCUCAUCAUCGGCGCUCUGCUCCGACAAACACAAUUCAUUCAUGACUUAAAGUUACUUUCGUUUUAUGUGCUGAUGCUCUUACUGUAACAUAUUUCAUCAUUUCUACUAACAGCACAUCAACUUAGCCAAAUCUCACCUGUUGUUUCACAUCUUCACAUGUAUAUAAAUAAAAUGAAGAUGACAAAACAAAUAGCUGUCUGUUAAAAUAGAACAACCGUUCCAAACUUAUUGUGUUCAUUAUUUAUUACAAAUAUUCUUCCCCAUCAAUCUUACUUUUCCCAUCAUGCAGUGUGAUUACUGACACCAGAAACACAAAAUAAACGUCUGACUAAACAGGCCGAAAAUGCUAAUUAGAAUGCACAGAUAUUGGAAUGGACAAGAACUUCCUCAAAGAAUACAGCACAGGUGAAUCUCUGAGGAUUUUGAAUGUAAACCAGAACAAAUCAUAACAGCAGGUGGAAUCCUGGAACACAGCUUGGCGUUCUCCAGACAUCAACGGAAAAAUCCUAAGACCGUCACCGACUCUACAGAUGGAACACGGCUCUGUCUUUUUGUCGUUGGUUACCAUAUCGCCGACUAGAUCAAACGUACGCAAAGCUCUUCUCGAGUCGACAAUUUGCAGUUCAAGAACGGUUUUAACGAUCGCGAUUUGAGGAAAAAUGUCUCAUCAGAGGCAGAGACACGACAAUGGCAUGGUGAGACCUCAGGGUAGAUGGGGAAAUCAACAAAACCAGCAAGCCAGGUUUCAUCCUCCUCCCGUCCAUUUCUUACACGGAGAAAUCCAAAGGCUGCACUCGCUUUUGGAUGUGGCGAGAGACAGGUGGAGCGCAGAGAACCAAAAGGUGGCGUGUUUGGAGGCAGAGCUGGAAGAGACAAAACUCCAGCUGCAAAAGCAGAAGCGUCUCAAAGAGAUGCACAUCAACAUGGGCAAAGAGACGAAGAGAGAACUCAUGAGAGUGGAGAAGUUCAGGGAUUCGGCGACACUUGACCCUGCCGCCAUCUCUUCCAUCGUGUACGACGAUAUGAAAUACAAGCAGAAGAAGUUGCUGCAAAACGACUUUGUGGAAUUAAAGACGGCCUACAUCCGCGACCAGGAAGCAUUUAAGGCACAAAUCCAGGCGGAGAAAGAGAAAAGCAAUGCCCUCCAAGAAGAACUAGGCGAAAUCAAGACUUCCUACGAGGAGCUUCGCUCUAAAUGUGAGGCUGGUGUUGCUGUGGUGGAGCAGCAGGAUCAACAGCUCCUUGAGAAGCUGAGAGCUGAGAAGGACGGUCUCUAUCGGAAAAUGUCACUGGAGAUCGAACGGCUGCAAGAGAGGGAGAAACAGACGCAGAGCCAACUAGACCAGGCUGAAGUUUCAUACCAAGAACUGAAAAGCAGAGCAAUGCAGGACCUGGAGCUUAUUAAUGACCUGAGAGCUGAGAAGGACGAUCUCUAUCAGAAAAUGUCACUGGAGAUCGCACUGCUGCAAGAGAGGGAGAAACAGACGCAGAGCCAACUAGACCAGGCUGAAGUUUCUUACCAAGAACUGAAAAACAGAGCAAACCAGGAUCUACAGCUUAUCAACGUCCUGAGAGCUGAGAAGGACCAUCUCUAUCGGACAAUCUUAUUGGAGAUCACACAGCUGGUAGAGGAGGGGAAACAGACGCAGAGCCAACUAGAUCAGGCUGAAGUUUAUUACCAAGAACUGAACUCUAAGUAUGAAAAAGAGGUUUCUGCAUUAAAUCAGCAAGCCGAAACAUAUCAGAAGGAGGUAGAUCACGAGAAAAAAGCUAAUUUGGAGAGAGCAAUGAAGGACCUUAUGCUUCUCGACAAUAUGAGAGCUGAGAAGGACCGUCUCCAAGAAAACAUGUCAAAAGAGAUCACAUGCCUGCAAGAGAAGGAGAGAUGUUUGCAGAGCAAGAUGGACGAGAUUAACGUUUUAUACCAGGAACUAAAUUCAAGGUAUGAAACUGAGGUUUCUGCCCUGAAACAGCAAGCAGAAGCCUUCAAGCUGGAGAUUAAAAGUGAGAAGAAAGCUCAUUUGGAGACAGAAAAUAAGAACACGGAGCUCAUCAAGAACCUUAGAGCUGAGAAGGAUGAUCUCCAGCAGAAAUUCACUACAGAGCCGCAGAAAAUGAAAGCUGAAGUCAGAAAGCAAACCGGAGUCAACACUCAGCUCUGUGGGGAGCUUAAAGACGAAAAAGAUCUCACUAACUCGCAAAGGAAAAUCGUUGGGUGUGAAGAACCGAGCCUGCAGAACGAAUCCAUCCCUGAAAUAAAUCUUCCUGAGCCUGCAAGCAUGGAUCCUGAGGAGGUCUCAGAAGAAACCUUAUCAGAGAUCAGUGAACCUGCAGAGAUCAGUGAAUGUACCGAAGUAACUCCCAUGGACAAUAAGACUUUAGAGGAACUGCCCAAGAUAAUUCACCUUGAUCCUGAAAACAUGGAGGAUGCAGGCAAAGGGACAAAAUCAAACCCUUUGAUUCUGGAAAACACUCCGGCACACUCUGGCUGUGAGGAAACCAAAAACAUGGAAGAAGAACAGGAACACAUCUAGUGCACCAAACUAGGAAAAGGUUAUCUUCCUAAGAAAAAAAUAAAAAUAAAAAAUUCAAGUCACAUUUUUUCAUAUUGUGCUUGUUUCUAAAAGCAAAAAAAGGCAAUUUUUUUUUAAAAAUAAUAAUAAUAAUAAAAAAAUUAAGCAAAAACCCCUCAAGGGGAAAUUUUAAAAAUCCAUUCAAAUAGGCGGCACCUCGUGCCUGGAACCGCUUGCAAACUGACCUGAAAAGUCAGCAUGUAAACACUAAAAAGGCUUUACUUUUUUAUAGCAAAAAAAAAAAAAAAAAAAAAAAACAAACACUAAAAUCGCCUGCAUGUGUGUAUGGAUGUGUGUGGAGCGUCUCCUGCAGUAGUGUAGCGGUGCUUGCAGGAAGUGCAUGCUGCUUCCUGCUUGCAGCUCUGCAUUCAGCUGCUGCAGCUGGCUAACCCCUCUCUGUGGGGUGAAAAGAGGAGGCCAGUGUGCUAGUCUCCUGCUGCCAGUACAUAGCCUCUCCAUCGCCUAGACCCCUGCAGUGCCUCCUGGUGGCCACACACUGUAACUGGGUACCUUCCAGUCUCAGGCCUGUAGGGGUGUUGGAGCUACAGUGGACCCUAGAGAUGCGGUGCAAUCCUGGUGUUGCACCCGUCAGCCACUGUCCCAGCUAUGGGCAAAUAGCUUCACUCCUUUAGUCCUUGUCUUGUUAGGCCUCAGUAGUCCAGAUAAGGCAAAGGCUAUGAGAGUACACCUCAGCAGAUGAGGAAUGUACUGGUGGUGGGCCUCAACCGAGAAGGGAGCCAGCAGCCUCACGCAGCCAUGAUGGCAGACUGGUCGUGUUGGGUCUCCCCCAUACCGUCGGUCUUC